CCUGAAGCUGCUCCAGGCCGGGAUGGCUGCUCCAGCACUGCUGAGGACUGCUGGGGGCCCAGCCACACCAGGGGCGUCCUAGGCCCCCCAUCAUCCAGCGCCUGUGCACCUGCUCCCACCCACCCACUCGCCAUGGGCGGCUGCUUCUCUAAGCCCAAACCAGUGGAGCUCAAGAUCGAGGUGGUGCUGCCCGAGAAGGAGCCGUCGGCUGGCGGGAAAGGCAGCCCCCGGGCCUACCAGGGCAAUGGCACUGCCCGCCACUUCCACGCUGAGGAACGCCUGCCCGCCCCGCACGCCUAUGCGGGCACUCAGGACUGUGUGGAGGCCGCCGUCUGCCAUGUCAAGGACCUGGAGAACGGCCAGAUGCGGGAAGUGGAACUGGGCUGGGGGAAGGUGCUGCUGGUGAAGGACAAUGGGGAGUUCCACGCCCUGGGCCACAAGUGUCCGCACUAUGGUGCCCCCCUGGUAAAAGGUGUGCUGUCCCGGGGCCGGGUGCGCUGCCCCUGGCAUGGCGCCUGCUUUAACAUCAGCACUGGGGACCUGGAGGACUUCCCCGGCCUGGACAGUCUGCACAAAUUCCAGGUGAAGAUUGAGAAGGAGAAGGUGUAUGUCCGGGCCAGCAAGCAGGCUUUGCAGCUGCAGCGAAGGACCAAAGUAAUGGCCAAAUGCAUCUCUCCGAGUGCCGGCCAUGGAGGCAGCACAAAUGUGCUCAUUGUGGGUGCAGGGGCGGCUGGCCUGGUGUGCGCGGAGACCCUGCGGCAGGAAGGCUUCUCCGACAGGAUCGUCCUGUGCACGCUGGAUCGUCACCUCCCCUACGAUCGUCCCAAGCUCAGCAAGUCCCUGGAUGCACAGCCUGAGCAGCUGGCCCUGAGGCCUAAGGAGUUCUUCCGCGCCUACGGCAUCGAGGUGCUCACGGAGGCCCAGGUGGUCACUGUGGACGUACGGAACAAGAAGGUUGUGUUCAAGGACGGCUUCAAGCUGGAGUACAGCAAACUGCUCCUGGCGCCGGGGAGCAGCCCUAGGACCCUGAGCUGCAAAGGCAAAGAGGUUGAAAACGUAUUCACCAUCCGUACGCCCGAGGACGCCAACCGCGUGGUGAGGCUGGCCCGGGGCCGCAAUGCCGUGGUUGUGGGGGCCGGCUUCCUGGGGAUGGAAGUGGCUGCCUCUCUGGCGGAGAAGGCCCACUCCGUGUCGGUGGUGGAGCUGGAGGAGACCCCCUUCAGGAGGUUCCUGGGGGAACGUGUUGGCCGUGCGCUCAUGAAGAUGUUCGAGAACAACCACGUCAAGUUCUACAUGCAGACGGAGCUGUCGGAACUGCGGGCCCAUGAGGGGAAGCUGAAGGAGGUUGUCCUAAAGAGUAGCAAAGUGGUGCGGGCUGAUGUCUGCGUGGUGGGCAUUGGUGCGGUGCCCGCCACAAGCUUCCUGAAGCAGAGCGGCAUUAGUCUGGAUUCCCGAGGCUUCAUCCCCGUCAACAAGAUGAUGCAGACCAAUGUCCCAGGUGUGUUUGCAGCUGGAGAUGCCGUCACUUUCCCCCUGGCCUGGAGGAACAACCGGAAAGUGAAUAUUCCACACUGGCAGAUGGCUCAUGCCCAGGGGCGUGUGGCGGCUCAGAACAUGCUGGCGCAGGAGGCGGAGAUCAGCACGGUGCCCUACUUGUGGACGGCUAUGUUCGGCAAGAGCCUGCGCUACGCGGGGUAUGGAGAAGGCUUCGAUGAUGUCAUCAUCCAGGGCGAUCUGGAAGAACUGAAGUUCGUGGCUUUUUACACCAAAGGCGACGAGGUGAUAGCUGUGGCCAGCAUGAACUAUGACCCCAUUGUGUCCAAAGUGGCGGAGGUGCUGGCCUCGGGCCGGACCAUUCGGAAGCGGGAGGUGGAGCUGUUUGUGCUACACAGCAAGACCGGCGACAUGUCCUGGCUCACAGGGAAAGGAUCCUAGUCUCCAGUGCAGCUGACCUGGGCAAGCACCAGGGACAGAGGUUACGGUCAGGGGGACAGGUGCCAACCUCCAAUUUCCCAGAACCCCCAGGGCAGAGUUUGCACCUUCCUUGUGCUUGCCUUCUGCUGCCCCUCCAGACAGGCCUGGGGGGGGGGGGCCUCUGCUGCCCCCAGGAAUGCUCACCCACCCUCAGGCCUGGCAGGCAUGGCUGGCUGGCAGUGGAGGGAGAUCAGGCCCCGCCCCCUCCCCCUCUUUUGGAACUGGUCUCCUACAGCCUCUGUGACAUAUUAGAUAUCAUCUUAAAAUUAAAACACACAUUUGCAAAUCUGUGUAUUACUUCCACUGUAAUUGGGCAAACACUCAUAAUGGGGGAAAUAAAACAUGACUCAGA
Messenger RNA from Sorex fumeus (smoky shrew), 2326 nucleotides. RefSeq names its product apoptosis inducing factor mitochondria associated 3 (gene AIFM3). Gene Ontology annotation, molecular function: oxidoreductase activity, acting on NAD(P)H; flavin adenine dinucleotide binding; 2 iron, 2 sulfur cluster binding. Gene Ontology annotation, biological process: execution phase of apoptosis. Gene Ontology annotation, cellular component: cytoplasm; mitochondrion. The record is from RefSeq and is a predicted model, not a curated record. Bases 133 to 1935 code for a protein of 600 amino acids. Lineage: Eukaryota; Metazoa; Chordata; Mammalia; Eulipotyphla; Soricidae. The transcript has 20 exons.